AUGAUGUCUAAAGCACAUUCUAGUCACCAAGGUAUUGAAGCUUCCCUUCGUAAAGCCCGAGAUUCUAUCUACUGGAUAGCAAUGAACAGUGAAAUUAAAGAUUAUGUACAACAGUGUAGCAUCUGCAAUGAAUUCCAGUCAAAACAAACCAAGGAACCCUUAAUGAUACAUCCGAUACCAAAGCUACCAUGGAGUAAAAUAGGAACUGACCUAUUCUCAAUCGGAGACAAGGAUUAUCUCAUUACAGUCGACUAUUACUCUGACUUCUGGGAACUCAACGAACUCUCAUCUACUUCAGCAGAUACCAUCAUCAAAUGUCUGAAGAAACACUUUAGUCACCACGGGAUUCCAAACACUGUCAUAAGCGACAAUGGGCCGCAAUUUACAAAUGACGCGUUUAGGAACUUUGCAAAUGAAUGGGAUUUCGAACAUUCAACCAGUUCACCCUACCACAACCAGUCAAAUGGAAAAGCGGAAUCUGCCGUGAAAAUAGCAAAAGGGAUCAUCAAAAAAUCAAUGAAGGAAAAGGAAGACCUUUGGAGAGCCAUAUUAGACUGGAGAAAUACCCGAACUCAAGACAUGGGAUGUAGUCCUGCUCAGCCGCUAAUGUCAAGAAGAACAAGAUCAUCUCUUCCAAUCGCACACCAGCUUCUUAAACCCGAUUUCAAAAAAAUGUACAAACCAAGAUCAGGAUCAAGAGAAAGACGUCGAAACGGUAUUAUGACAAAGGAACAAGACCACUAG
Saccostrea cuccullata (small rock oyster) is the source of this 744-nucleotide messenger RNA. RefSeq lists its product as uncharacterized. Gene Ontology annotation, molecular function: nucleic acid binding. Gene Ontology annotation, biological process: DNA integration. The record is from RefSeq and is a predicted model, not a curated record. Lineage: Eukaryota; Metazoa; Mollusca; Bivalvia; Ostreida; Ostreidae. Bases 1 to 744 code for a protein of 247 amino acids. The transcript has a single exon.